Ostrea edulis (European flat oyster) is the source of this 7452-nucleotide messenger RNA. RefSeq names its product mucin-2-like. NCBI's taxonomy places the organism in Eukaryota, Metazoa, Mollusca, Bivalvia, Ostreida, Ostreidae. The transcript has 4 exons. The record is from RefSeq and is a predicted model, not a curated record. The coding region runs from base 217 to 7329 and encodes 2370 amino acids.
ACUUGUUACAAAAGCAGUCAAGCGUCAGGAAUUGAAAUGAGAUGUAUCUAUUUUUUUUUAAAUAAUGAAAAUUUGCAUAAGAUGUAUUCUUACGCGUUCCACCAGAAGACUUAGAAGUGGGGUUAAUCCUCUGAAAUGGUCUGAAACAAUGUGAUAGUUUUCCGAACUUUUACUUUCGACUGAAAAAGUGUCCGCUGUUUUCAACUUGUCAUUUCAAUGGAUCGUCCCAACUUUAUUUAUUUAAUCAACAAAUAUUUAUUAACAAUGGGUGUGCACAUAUUUCUGCUUCUGUGUUUAAUACAGGGAUCUAGUUGUGCAGUGCAAUCAUACUCAGAACUUCUUUAUCCUGUUCCCCGACAUAAAUUACGGAAUUUGGGGAACGCCGCACCCGAACUUACAGCAGCAAACUUUAAAUGUUCUGAGGAUGUACAGUGUGGAUAUUGUGGACCUUUAGUAUCAACAAGAGAAGACAACUUGCCUUUUACACGGUAUGCAGAGGGAAGUGACGCCGAAGUGUCGGCCACCAUUAAUGGCAUUGGAUAUGGCUUUCUUCAAGUGUCCCUCUGCAUUCGCAAUGACUCGUCGAAGGACGAAAACGAGGCCUGUGACCACGACGUAGUACUUUACAUUCCGGAAACGGAAUCAUUUAUAGUGCCUGUGUCAUCUGCUGCGGAAAUGUCUAUCAGCGUUAGACUUCCACUUGGUGUAACGUGUGAACAUUGUAUUUUGAGGUGGAGCCUUAUUGAAGAUGACCCAACAUGUUUAGGAUGUUCACUCACUACCGUCAACUGCGCUGACAUAGCCAUAGAUCCCAUCACACAUAGGAGGACUAAGCGUCAGGCAUCCAAAAAGAAAAGUAAGUCAAAGAAGAAAUCAAAGAGAAAAAAGUUUAAGCCUCUUCUCCCACCGCUGAGAGUGACCAAAGGGACUACUACUACUACUACUACUGCAGCACCCACCCGCUCUAGCGCAAAAACACUUACAUUUCUGGAAAUGGUAAAACAGAUGGUUGUGAAGAAAGAGCACCAAGUGAACACAAUACGAACCAAAGAUCUCAAAGUUAUGAAACAUACGCAACCCCCUCCUAGUCACUUUGCCUCCCAACCACUGUAUGUAUCACCAAAUCCAUACGUGCCAAUCAAAGUCAGACAAGGCCCUCUUCCCUCUCCAACCAGAAAAAGGUUCCCCCAAACCCCCAUUACAGCCAGUCCACCAAUUGCAUACGCGAAAACGCGAAAUAUUCCAACAAAAAUGAACACUAUUUACAACAAACAAUGGCAGCAGCCACAAACAGUGUAUAGGACUGGCACUAACGAGAUAGAAAAACCUGUAAGACGGGAUAAGAAUGGACAUAUUAAAAAAACCGCUCCAUCUAAUGCUUUUCUCAAUGCUAUUCGUCGCUUCAAGAAAGAUAAAAUGGGUCUGAAAGAAAUGAUUCAAAACGAUAUGCCGCAGCUAGGAGAGUUUCAUGGUAAUAUGGACAUUACUCGUGUAAAGAAAAUAGAGAAACCUCAAAACCACAGGCCAUCUGACAAUUUGCUUGAUGAAAAAGCCAAUCAGCGUAAGGGAUUGUUGCCCUCCAAACAUGAUUUUUUUGAUAAGGCCUCAAAAUCACGAAUCACUUCUACAACUAGGGCUAUUAAGCAGACAAAUCCGACCACUAAAGCUCCAACCACGAAGGCCCCAACCACCAAAGUUCCAACCACGAAGGCCCCAACCACCAAAGCUCCAAGCAAUGGUAAAUCUUCAACACGACGACCCAGGACCGAAGGUAUCCGCAAUCUAGCAAAGAACGCGUUUUUGGAAGCUAUAAUGAAGUUGAAAGGUCAGUCUCCAAGCAUGCCAAAACCAGAAAUAAAAACAAAUGUGAUUGCACCCAAACAACAACGUAUUGUUUCACAGAAAACAAAAACGACUUUAAGUGAUAUGCCAACAACAAGGACGACUACUACAACAAAAUUGCCCCCUACGACAAAACGUGGAGUGAUCCCUGUAACACAGAGCAAGCAGAAGGUUGCAGAUAAUUCUUUCUUAGAAAACAUCAAACGUUUGCAGCAUAAACAGGAGGAACUCCAUAAUCAACAGGGAUCACAGUAUGGUAUUCAGUCUGAUACACAUACGACACGAAAAGAAACCAAAGCUGUUGUAAUUCACACGGUAACACCCACUACAACAAUACAACCAUCGACGAAAGCAACACGCAAGACAGGCGGUGGACUUUUACCUAUGUGGGGACGAAGGAGAAAAACACCAGCAACUUCUAAAUCUACCACCACUUCAUCAACUUCUCGGACUACGACAACUUCAGCAAAAACUUCCGAAAGAACAUCAAUCGCAACAACAGCAUUCCAUACUUCACCAUCCAAAAGUGAAACAAGAACUUCAAAAACAACAUCGAUGCCAACAACGUUCUAUACUUCACCACAAAAAAGCAAAACAACAGGAAGAACGGAGUCUGUUUAUCCUUCCACACAAGAAUAUCAAACUCCUGAGAUACCUCCUUUAGAAGACAAUCCUUUUAUAAACUAUUUUGUGAUUCUUCCCCCUGUUGAUCAAAUGGGAACAAAAGGUACCACGAUGGAAUCGGGCACCACCAGUCCAAUUGAAGAAAUAUCUAAAACUAACGGAGUAUCUGAAGAUGCACAAACACAAUAUACAUCGAAAUUUACAACAUCACCUUCAGAAGGACCUUCGGAACUUUCAUCGAACGAUCACACAUCUGGAUCUACAACAUCACUUUUAGAAAAACCCUCGGAACAUACAUCAAUCAUCUACACAUCGACAAAGACUACUCUGAAGUCACCUUCAACUUAUUUGAUCUCUAAAGUUACAAACAAGAAUUUGAUUGAGUCAACUUCUCAAAAAUCGUCAGAAACUGGAAAAUUGGCAUCUGUUUCACCUCAUAAGGAAUUUACUGGAACAAUAUCUGCCUCGACUCAAACACAAGCAACGAAAACCGAUGGUUUUACAUCUAUGACUUCGUUUAAAACUAUGAAAACGACCCCUUCCACCACAAAUGUACCGCUAGAAAAAAGUAAAACACAAUCCGUCUAUACCCGCAUUCCAUCAACAGAAACCACUGGUUCGACAACAGGAAUGUCUGCGAAAACUGAGAAAGCCAAUUCCGCAUUAUUACCUUUAAAAAGAAUCACACAACAAGAAAAGACAACACUAACAACUGCUUCCAGAAGUUCUGUAAAAACUAAGAAAGACAAAUCCGGAUUAUUACCUUUCAAAAGAGUCACACAACAAGAAAAGACCACCCUAACAACUGCUUCCGCCAUCAUACCUGCAAAGAGAACGACACUAAAUACAAUUCCAAAGUCGGAAACAUUGAACGGCGAAAUAAGAAGGCAGGAAACAACGGUAUCAGUUAAUAAAGAUACACUUAAUGCUACAGAAAUACCCAAAGAAACUCCGCUAGAUGAAAUUUCGGCUUUAGCAUUCAAAGAAUUAUUUAAACCAGAAGAAUUCAAGAGGAUUCAGAACAGGAAGUCCACAUCAACUGGAAGAACGACACAAAGUGAUGUAACAUCCAAAUCAACAGAAAAAAGAGGCAUCAUUUCUACAUCAGAAGGGCCCGGGUCUAUAUUGAAUGCCACUAGCUCAAAUUCUCCCACAACAAUUCACUUGGAAUCUGACAUGCCAGAUGCACAGACUUACAGACUAUCUACCAAGUCAAUGCAGCAUAAAAACACACCAGGUUUACAUGUAGAAAUGCAUAAAAAUAUAAAUGGUGUUAAAAGUUAUGAUCUGCUAGAAAAGCAACUUCACGACAAACUAUUUGAGCCUGAUACACAUUCAAACUUACGAGGACCAGUUUAUUUAGACAUGGUCCACGAAGAUAUGUAUAAAACUCAAAAUGGUAAAACAAAAUUAUCAAAAACAAUAUCAACAACGACAGAGGCAACAACAGUAGCUAAACGAAAAGGUGGACUACUUCAAUUACUCACCAAAGAAACUAAGGAAAAGAAAACGUCAGGUUUCCUUCUGCCUUUGCCUAUUACAAGCAAGAGUUCAACUCCCAGUACAUCAGCCAUGCCCAUUACAACUACCUUUAUCACAACGCAAACUCCUCUUACUACUACAUUGACAUCUACAACACGACAAACAAAACCAACCACUGAUACAUCAUCUGUGUUGUUCAAAAUGCAAGAACUUCGACUACGAAAGUUACAACAGGAAAUUGAAAAUCUGAAAAUGAAACUUUUAGAAAUACACCAAUACUCUGUGACGUCAAGGGUCCCAAUUACACAACUCAGAACAACAUCACGGCUGACAACUCCAAUAAAAGAACAGUCUCAAACAAAAAUAACAAAGACCACACAAGCUCCAACGACUACACAAGAUUUGACAACAACGACAACACAUUCUCCAACGACGACAACGCAAGCGCCAACAACAACAACCACAACACCAGCUCCAACAACCACAACUAAAGCACCAACAACUAUGACAACACAAGCUCCAACAACAACGACAACACAAGCUCCAACAACAACGACAACGCAAGCUCCAACAACAACGACAACGCAAGCUCCAACAACACAAAUUCCAACAACACAAGCUGAAACAACAACGACAACGCAAGCACCAACCACAAUAACGACAACACAAGCUCCAACAACAACUACAACGCAAGCUCCAACAACAACGACCACACAAACUUCGACAACAGAAAAAACUACAACUCCCCAGUCGCCUACAACAACUAUACCAACCACAACGACCGAAUCAGUAGCUGUACUAAUUAAAAAUUUCAUGAAAAUAUUCCGUCCUCUUCUGUACAGACAGCUUCACCUGACUCCAAAAGAGAGACAACAAGAGCCUGCUGUGAUUCCAAUGAACAUGGUCAAAAGAACGACCAGAUCUCCCGGUUCAACAAGGAUAGCAUCAACAAUACAAGUAACAACACCAAAACCGCAACCAACGACAACAACAACAACCACUUCUACACAAACCACAACUACAAUCAAUCCAACAACAACAACUGAAGCUACAACGCCCACGACAACACUUCCAACCACUACGACCACACAAGCUUCAACAUGGAAACCAAAUAAAAUUCUCUUGACAAAGUUGACCACAGUCACAAAAACAACUAUUCCAAAAACAACUCUCUCCGAAAAAGUGCUUUUAAAACAAUUGUUAAUGGAACAUCAUCCUGACGUUUAUAACCGACUUUACAACACGAAGGCUAAAGAGCUGACUGAAAUAAAAACUACUGGCAAACCAACAACAGACCCCCUUACAGCUGCUGCAGAGCCUUUCGUGGAACUGACAGAACAAAGAGACCCAACAACGACAACCAUCAAAACAACAACACUACCACCAACGACGACCACAACAUCAAUCAAAACUACACCAUCAACAACAUCAAUCAAAACUACACCAUCCACAACAUCAAUCAAAACUACACCAACCACAACAUCAAUCAAAACUACACCAACUUCAACAUCAAUUAGAACUACGCGAACCUCAACAUCAACUAGAACUACACCAACCUCAACAUCAAUUAGAACUACACCAACCUCAACAUCAACUAGAACUACACCAACCACUACAAUAACAACUUCACAAAAAAGACUGGCUACACUUUCGGACAAGAAGAUCACACUACCUGGUUCCACCACUCCAAUUAGUUUUUAUGAAUUCCUUGCUAAGGCAAAAAAUGCAAAUAUACCUAUUCCACCCAACAUCCAACUAGAAUUGAAAAAUAUAUUUGGAAAAAGCACUACAGGAUCUACGACAACUACCACCACAACAAUAAAACCAGUUGACCCACAGCUGAUAGAAGAUUUCAACAAUCUUAAAACAAGAGGACCAAUAAGGCGAUGGAAACCACCUUCUCCUAUCCAGAUUUACAGGGUUAAAACUACACAAGAAGCUACUUCUCCCUAUCGAACUACGAUUACCACUCGGAAGUCAACUACGGUUACGCCCGCACCAACUACAAACAAAACGCCAUCUGUAGCCGAAUUCCUUGACAAAUACAGAGAAAUGUAUGAACAUGGAGUUGACAAACAGGAAAUUGUCCAAUCAAUCUUCCAAAACAUCGAUAUCGAUACACUGGCAGAUAAUAAAGCCUUGUUUAACGAGCUUCUGUCUACUAAUCCCCCAGAAAAACUUGAGGCAAAUUACAGUCCGUCCACAAAUAUAGGAUAUCCAUAUGACGCCACUCUUAAUUAUGGACCAAAUGCCUUACAGAAUACCCCACACAAUUACGGACCGAAUUCCUUCCAGGACACUCAACAUAAUUACGGACCGAAUGCUUUACAGAAUCCGGAUAGGAAUGUAAUACACGCAUAUUCUGAGCGACAAUCAAACCGAGAUGGUUCUCCUGGCCUUAGUGCCUACGACAAUAGGGUAAUGGGGGUACCCGUGGUGCCUUUAGAUAAUAAUCCUACGCGACAACCCUUCCGAUUUGCUCGCAAGUUCAGAAUAGACUCACAUGAACCAGUUGGAUGGGGUUCACCUGUAAACGAUAUACAGAUUCGUGAAUACAUGUACAAUGAUGAACAAUCGAUAAACAAUAUUCAAAAAAAUCCAGAAAGAUUCGCCCAAGUAGCGGUUGAAGCUCCUCGGGGCUCUUUCGACACAGUAGCAGUGGAGAACCCCAAUUCAGGCUUCGUUUCCAAUAAUAACGAAGGUUUUGGUGCGAAAAAUACUAGACCUCCAGUAUUACAGCUUGAGAAUACCGUUGCUUACAGAAAGGGGGGUCUUAGCAGUAGCAACCAUGGUCCGCUUGUAGUGGGUCCUAGUGGCUCACUAAUGAAGCUAGGCAUGGUUAAUAAACUGCAAAGCGUGGAUCAACAAGGUAGCGGAGCUGUGAUUAUGUCUAAAUCUCUGGGAGCAAACUUGGUCUUACAUGCACAGGACAGAGUUGGUGGAGAAGUCUUCAGCAGUUCCGGUACUCUUUCACAGAAUCCACGAGACAUAGGUCCGCAGGAUUUUACAAUGAAAAAGCAGUCUGGAUCGCUAUCAAGCACUGGAAUUGCAAGAAGCAGUCAUUUGUCAGCUCCAAGAAAUUCGCAGAUUUCGGAUCCACGGACUUUCCGAUUGAGACGAAGCACUCGGCAUGGUUACGAAGACCAAACCAGGAGACGUAAUUACAUGUUGGAGGAACAGUAUCUUGUGACCUCCGAUAAAUUAGCAUGUGUCGCUGGAGAGACACUUGAAUGUAAAGGAAUUGGUGAAUUCAAAGACAUAACAGGGAUAAACUGGUUCUGUCUGAGCAUGUGUGAAGGAGACAGGUGCCCGUUGGAUAAAUGUCAGUGUGGUUGUAGAGAUAGUAAUACUGACAAAUGGCGACCCAUUACGGUCAAAUAAAUUCACAACUAAUCCACGUUCUCCCGGGUCGAUGUAAUACAUUGUAUAUGUUUUGAUUGUAUCAAGUACACUGUAUAUCCAUUAUGUUCUAUGGAAAUAAAUGCACUUUUUCUUUUGGUGACA